Papilio machaon (common yellow swallowtail) is the source of this 880-nucleotide messenger RNA. RefSeq names its product piggyBac transposable element-derived protein 3-like. NCBI's taxonomy places the organism in Eukaryota, Metazoa, Arthropoda, Insecta, Lepidoptera, Papilionidae. The record is from RefSeq and is a predicted model, not a curated record. The coding region runs from base 188 to 880 and encodes 230 amino acids. Gene Ontology annotation, molecular function: sequence-specific DNA binding. The transcript is spliced from 3 exons.
UCCUAUAUUUAGGACAGUAGAAAUAAAAAAAAAUAUCAGAAUACCCUCUUUAUCUAAGAUUAUUUAGUCUUAUGAUUUGCAGUAAGAAACGUGUCAGCUUUAUUAGAAAAAAUAAAAAGACAGUUAUUUUAACAGUUUUUACCUUAUAUUUUACCUUAUAAGUGUGUAAUAAAAGUGCGUUGCAGACAUGGCAAAUGACAGACCGUUAGCUGCGCAUGAAAUUUUAGAUGCUUUAGAAAAUGUUUCUGAUAAUGAAGAAGAUUAUAGAGAACGACUGAUAUGUAUUCUACCUCCUCCUGUUGAUCCUGACUGUCUCACUGACGAAGAUUCGGGUGAAGAAGAUAAUGUAACUUUGAAUAAUUUGCCACGAAACAUUCUGCUUCAACCGGCUGAAGUAAUGAUUCAAGGGCAGAUUAUGGUGAGUGAUACAGAAGAAGAACCUUCUGAUUCUACAGGUCGAACUAAACGUAGGCGUACCUACGCAUGGAGAAAACGGGACUUGGCAAAAAAUCCCGUGAAUUGGCCAGAUGUUCAAGGCGCUUGCCAAGAUAACCGAAUUGGUAUACGAGGUAAGAAAUGGUACAUGCCGUUGCUCACACACAUGAUUGAUCUUGCCGAACAUAAUGCAUGGCAGUUAUAUAAAAUAAAUCAUGGAAAACUGGAUCAUCUUGGCUUUCGCAGAAGGGUAGCAAUUGCUUUGAUUGAAUCAAACAGAAAAAAUGUCAAAAGAGGGCCUAGCCGACCCUCCCAUCAUGAACAUGCUGAUAGUCGUAAAGACCAAAUGAAUCAUCUGCGCGUCUUCUUUGAUGUUCAAUCAGAAUUGAUCCAAAUUUAUGAAUACAAGGUGAAGGAAAAUGCUAAUUCAGAAUCAACUUUGUGA